CGAUAUUUGUUUCUUUCUUACCGCAAACAAUAUAGAUUUUUUUUUUCACUUCAGAGUUUUAAGACUUGCACCCUUCAAAUUAAAUGAAAAUCCAGCCAUACAUAUUGUUAAGUGAUUGGUCCAGCAUAGAGCAAAGGUAGUCAGGUAAUACGAGUAUAAAAACCUAAAUCAACUUAAAGGGCUAAUCUCUGAAAAAUAUAAUCGAAAAAAUAUAAAUGCCGCCUGACCUGAUCGCGAUGAGGUACGGGGACAAGGCGUUCCGAGGGGUUGGCAGGGCGGCGGAUGGCGGAGCAUCUGAGCUUGCACGUCGGAGAUCUGGAUUCAACCUUGGACCACCCCGUGAUACACAAGAAGCAGAACAAGUGAUCGCAGCUGCCGAUGCAUCCUUGAAUUGUGGACUGCCCCUGCCCGGAUUCCACCAGGCAAAUCCCGCAGCACCGCUCCGAUUCGCCGCCUUCGUCCUCCCGCUCCAAGUUUUCGAUCUUGGUCUUACCCUGGACGGCGGCUUCUUUUGACGGGAGCGGACGUUCAAGUGUUUCGCGGCGUUUGUUUGCACGCGAUUCCGAUUUGGUUCCGGAAGCCAUUGCUGGAAUCAGCGGGAAACUAUCGCCCUAAAGUUCAAACCCUGGGUAACUGCGGUUGUGUAUGAUUUGAAAUUGGAUAAAAAUAAUAAAAUUUCGAAAUCUCAAAUAAAAUUCGUAGGAGAGAUUUGAAACCAUAUUUUAACACAUAUUUUAAGGGUAAAAAUUAUUUCUACAUUUGUACCCAUUUUGUACACCAUAAAGAUGCACAAAUAUU
Messenger RNA from Cuscuta campestris, 798 nucleotides. Lineage: Eukaryota; Viridiplantae; Streptophyta; Magnoliopsida; Solanales; Convolvulaceae. The record is from the annotation of a GenBank genome assembly.